AUGACAGGAAGAAAGGUUGCACUUCUGAUGGACAAUUUUUCAGCCCACGAGUUAGCAGUCAAACCUAUCGGCAAUCAGUUACAAAAUACAUGGAUUAUAUGGCUUCCAGCAAACACAACUUCAGUUUGGCAACCAUUAGACCAGGGUAUCAUACAAUCUUGGAAAGCGCAUACGAGACGACACUAUGUACGGUACCUAGUAAAAGAAACAGAGAAAGUUGAAGUCGGAGUUAAAAUCCCUGAAGUUACUUUAUUGGAGGCAAUUCAAUGGGCAGUCGAGGCUUGGAAUAAUGAUGUUAAAUCAUCGACAAUAUUCAACUGCUUUACAAAAAGCACUGUCAAAUACUUCGGACCGACUCAGCUUAGGUCUGAAGGUGGCAGUGCUGCAAGGGAUAUGAUCGAUCUUGUUGCUGAAGUACGGGCUGAUAUGGAAAUACUCUAUCAAAACCGUUAUAUUCAGGAGCCGAUUGAUGUCGGGACGUACCUCAACCCAAUUGAGGAGAGGGUAAAAGACACAUCUGAAGAUAUAGAGUCAAGCAUCUUGCAGCAUUAUAUUCCUGUCGAUGAUAGUGACGAAGUGGCAUUAGAGGAAGAAAAUGAAAUACAACACCUCCAAAUUACCUACGAAACCGCAAUCCAGUACCUCGGACAACUACAAUAUUACUUUAUGCAGAUGGAUAUCACCGGACCCCCUUCAGCCAAAUCUGAUUUGAUUGAUAUGCGGCGUAGUGUUGAGGCAGCACAGGUCGAGCAAAAGUUUCUAAAACCUCAACAAAAGCUUACAAGAUUCUUUCAACCUGUAACGGCAGCAGAAAACAGCGGGUUCAGUAAGGAGUGA
Molecule: messenger RNA, 837 nt
Organism: Morchella sextelata
Lineage: Eukaryota; Fungi; Ascomycota; Pezizomycetes; Pezizales; Morchellaceae
Exons: 2
Coding region: 1-837 (278 amino acids)
Molecular function (GO): nucleic acid binding
Source: RefSeq, a predicted model, not a curated record